This is a messenger RNA of Acipenser ruthenus (sterlet), 3584 nucleotides long. RefSeq names its product zinc finger protein 408-like. Gene Ontology annotation, cellular component: nucleus. Gene Ontology annotation, molecular function: DNA-binding transcription activator activity, RNA polymerase II-specific; RNA polymerase II cis-regulatory region sequence-specific DNA binding. The transcript is spliced from 6 exons. The record is from RefSeq and is a predicted model, not a curated record. Lineage: Eukaryota; Metazoa; Chordata; Actinopteri; Acipenseriformes; Acipenseridae. The coding region runs from base 445 to 3114 and encodes 889 amino acids. Gene Ontology annotation, biological process: regulation of transcription by RNA polymerase II.
CAAAUAUGGACCUUCAACCAUAGUGCGGUAAAUGCAACAGGACCCAUUUAAAGUGCACGUUUACAUUUAAUAGAAUAGGUGGGCGUUAUAAUUUGUAUUUCAAAUGUGGUACUUUAAAAAUGGUUUUAAUAUUAAUUUAAAACCCCAGCAUCUAUAGUAAAUCCUGUGAAGUUUGUAGAUUACUUUACAGUUCAGAAUCUAUUUACUGGAUAGUAGCGGAACCUAUUUAACAUUACAAUUCAGCGAGUGUCUGUCGGAAAGGAAACUGUUUCCUUAGGGAUGGGUAUGUGUGUGACUUCAAUUUCCGACUGGCCUCCAUUUUGGCUGGAGAGUGAUGAUUUUCCCGGAGUUGAGGCAGAAAAAAACCCAAAACGAAUGCGGUAAGCGAAAUAUGGUAACCGAUGUAAUUAGCCGAAAAUCGAUGGACAACUGUGAUAUUCGGAAAUGGAACAGAAUUCAGUUUGUGAAGAUUGCAAAGAAUAUUAUGUAGACGAGUGCCCCAGACAUGGUCCCCCGAAGUUCCUUAAAGACUCGAUACCAGAGAAAGUGUCUCCAUGCAGAGUGCUCCACACGCUUCCUCCAGGACUGGCUGCAGGACCGUCCCUCGCACAGGUUAGCCGCAUUGGGAUCUGGUGUGUGGGACAGGCCCUACAGAAAGGAAUCAUCUUUGGACCGGUAAAAAAGCAGCUUAAAUACAGCGGCUCAGUAGAGGCUGCAGAGGAUGAAGGAGACAAAAUAGAUGGACUAGAUAACACCCCGUCUCUAGUGGAAGCAGUGAAUUGGAUGAAGUUUGCUUGCUCAGCAAGAAGUGAAGAAGAGCAUAAUGUGGCCGCGUUUCAGUCCCACGGCAAGCUUCACUUCAGAGUGCUGAAGGUCAUUGAACCCGGAAUGGAGCUUCUGCUUGGACCUGAAGAGGGCAGAAAGGAUUCGUCAGAAGAGGGGCCAUGUAGAGAGGAUGCUGUGGCAAGCUUGGCACAGGAAAACUGCUCUGUAAACGAGAAGUGUGGCACACCUGAGAAACUGGCACUGCAAGGAGUGGACAUCGAGCCAGAAGAUGAUGGUCCACAACCAUUACUGGGUCCAGAAGAAGAAGAAGAUGAUGAAGAAGAUGAUGUAAUUGUACCGCUGAAAAGGCCCCUGCGAUUCCUGAGCAAAAAUAGAAAUCCGGAAAUCUCUGCUCUAAGAAAGAAGGACUUAAGAAGGACUUCAAAUUGUACGGUCAAAAGGACAGGUCCAGAAAACAGUGGUGGUAAUGAAUCUCGUAAACUGGACAGUAAUGGAAGUCUUCCCCUAGUGGGACCGUGUAAAACACCCCAAGAUGAGAUUUGUGAUGCUGUGAGUAUAACACAGAAAUUAACUGCUGAAUGUAGGGGAGAAGAAGUUGAAAGGACAGGAGGGCCCAGGGCUAGUUCUCGCUUGGCUGCUAAACCACGAAAGGUGCACACACUUGUCAGCAGGAUCCAAAAACGCUUGCAGGAAAGGAAACUGAGGGUCCUGGAGCAACAAUCGAAGGAGAGACACGUGUCUGGGGAGGGUAAGGGUGAAACCAAGCCAGAAGAGGCUGCGACACAGGAGAAAGAACAAGAAGCCCUGCAGGAGGAAGAGGUAAGCGAGGAAACGAGGAAUAAAACCGGAGCGGAAACCGAUGACACACUUGUACCGCACGAGGAAGAAAUGUCUCCUCAACAACAGUCUCCUUCCCAAUGCAAGGUGCGGACAGGGGCUUCCAAAACCUCCGCCAGGGAAAGGAAAUACAGGUGCGACGAAUGUGGGAAAAGAUUCCUCCAGCUGUGCCACCUGAAGAAGCACAAGUUCACCCACCUGGACUACAAGCCUUACCUGUGCACAGAGUGCGGCAAGAGCUACAGCUCACAGGAGAGCUUCCGGGCGCACCUCCUGUUCCACAAGGGCGAGAGGCCCUUUAAGUGCGAGCAGUGCGAGAAGGCGUACGGGACCAAGCGAGAUCUGAAAGAGCACGAGAUCCUGCACACGGGACAGCGGCCCUUCGUCUGUGACCAGUGCGGCAAAGCCUACGCCCGACGGCCCUCUCUGCGCAUCCACAAGGAGAUCCACCGGAUGAAGGAGCUCAACCUGGGUAACACCAAGACGUGCAAGUGCGCCGUCUGCGACAAGGAGCUGGCCAACCCCGGAUCUCUGAGGAACCACAUGAGACUUCACACGGGAGAGAAGCCCUUCCUGUGCCCCUACUGCGGGAAGUCCUUCCGGCAGCAGGGCAAUCUCCGGGGCCACCUCCGCAUUCACACUGGGGAGAAGCCUUACAGGUGCGAGUACUGUAACGGUUACUUCUCGCAGCUGCCCGAGCUCAGGAGGCACCUGAUCUCCCACACCGGGGAGGCGUAUCUGUGCCCGAUCUGCGGCAAGGCCCUGAGGGAUCGUCACACCCUUCGAGCCCACGAGCAGCUGCACACGGGAGACCGGCCUUACAAGUGCGAUCAGUGUGAGAAGGCUUACACCCUGGCCACCAAGCUGCGCAGACACCAGAAGAAUCACUUGGAGGACAAGCCUUACAAGUGCUUGACGUGCGGGGCGGGGUACACCAUGAGGCAGAGCCUGCUCCGUCACCAGUCGUCCCACAAAAGGAAGGAGGAGAAGUUAGCAGGGGAACUGGCUGAGGCGCUGGCCACACUGGAAUCCGAGCACCCUUCUCCUUCUUUCAAGGACAAACCCGAAAAAAAGCCUAGGAAGCCCAAGAAGAGGCGGCGAGCGGAUCAGACAGAAAGCAGCAGCGCCACCGAGGAACCCACUGUGGUCUAUGUGCAUGCUUUUGAAACCAUGGAUGGGGCGUCCGGUGUGGGACAGGGAACUGUGAUGAUAAGCACCGCUUCUCCCCACGACAACAGUAUGGCGUUCAGUGCCCAGCAGGUCAUCCACAGCGUGAUCGGAUCCUCGUCUGAUCUCCCGCAGACUGUGCAAGGCCAGGCUGGUGGCCACAUCCAGAUAAACGAGGACAUUAUAGAAAUUAUCAUCUCCGACGCAGACAAUAAGUGCAUCAUAGUAGAAGGAGAAAAGUCCCAAAACAAUGUUGUCAUACUGCAAGGAGACGAAGGGAUAAAUGCAGUAGCUGAGACAGUAGAAAUAGAAACGGGUACCUGAGUUGAGAUGGAAUAUGAAGGUGUAAAUUGCUUAUAAUAAAACAUACCUUUAUUCGAUGCUUUGGAAUGUGUUUUCAUGUUUUGUUGUCUUUUGAAAUCAAUUCAGACUUACUUUUAUUUUAUUUAACUGUUAUCCCUAAUUCUUAUCAUAAGCCACCAAGACAAAAGUAUUCACAAUUUUUUUAUUACAGUUUUAGAAAUUUUAAAACUGUUUGUGUGAACUCUAUGGAGUUUGAGAAGUGCCCUGCCAAAGCUUCUGGAAAAAAAAAAACAUUAUGCAUUAUAAAAUAGAUACAUAAAUAGGAAACUUUUAAUUUUUUUUAUCCUAUCUUGGCCAAGGUACAGAAAGGUCAAGUGAUUUUCCCAUACUCAAAUACUCAAAGUCUGUGGCACUGUUGGGGAAAUACUAACAUGAAAUACUGUACUACUGUUAUGGCUUCCGGGAGACUUUUGCAGUAUCAUUUUCUAGUU